Vigna unguiculata (cowpea) is the source of this 2629-nucleotide messenger RNA. RefSeq names its product mechanosensitive ion channel protein 2, chloroplastic-like. NCBI's taxonomy places the organism in Eukaryota, Viridiplantae, Streptophyta, Magnoliopsida, Fabales, Fabaceae. The record is from RefSeq and is a predicted model, not a curated record. Gene Ontology annotation, biological process: transmembrane transport. Gene Ontology annotation, cellular component: membrane.
AUUGGACCAGGGAGAAGAAACUUGCUAAUUGCGGCAUUAUUACCAAGCCAACCGAGUUUGGCUUUUCCACGGCGUCGUUCUUCAAAUACUUAACACUUUCACCAAUAAUAACAGCGCCUCACAAUUUCCUUUUCCAUUCAUUCAGGAGGAUAAUAUCGUAAUGCUCUUUUAGAUUUUUUGCGGAAUCGCUUACGUUUCUUCUCUCGUCAAAUCCUCUUUUCUUCCACGAACCCUGAAUUGUUUUCUGUAGCAUCAUUCAGGUUUUUGUUUUCCGUCGACUUUUGAUACGUUUAUAUUUUUUGUUAUUCGAUUUUUGAGAAACGGAGGCGUUGGGUUGAAAGGGAGAACUGGCUUUCAACUUCGAACUGAUUGCAUUAUCUUGUACUGCAAUUUCAAGAUGGUCUGUCCAGGUUCAACGCAACUGUCUCAUGACGUUAGGCUCAACAGUAAUAUUGGAUUCUGCGGUUUUCAUCGUCAUAAUCGGAUGGGGGUUGGUCGAUUACAUUUGGUCACCAUAAAUCUUUCACCGGGUAGCUUGAAACAAGACUCUUCGACACUCCAUCUUUUAAGUAGACUACAUGCUCCAAUAAGGCACGUGCCUUCCAAAUGUAAUGUUUUCAUAUGUCGGUCUGUCCUAACACCGGGUGGAGGGAGUGGAACUCCUCUCAUGAAAUCUGCUGGUGUUAUUUUAACAAGAUAUUUAUUCAGGUCAUAUGAUGCUUUACAAAGGAACCCUGUUUUGCUUCAAUUGAUCCCAGCCCUUGGCAUCAUUGCCUUUGCUGCUUGCGGUCUUGAGCCACUCAUUCGACUAAGCAGGGUUUUGUUCCUUCAAAGAACUGACAGCAGUUGGAAGAAGAGUAGUUCGCGAUAUAUUAUGACAUCUUAUUUUCAGCCAUUGUUGUUAUGGAUUGGGGCAAUGCUCAUAUGCAGGGCAUUAGAUCCAAUUGUCCUACCAUCUAAGUCCAGCCAGGUUGUGAAGCAGCGGCUUCUGAGUUUUGUGAGAUCUUUGUCAACAGUGAUUUCAUUUGCUUACUGUUUAUCAAGUUUAAUUCAACAAGCACAAAAAUUCUUUGUGGAGGCAAAUGACUCCAGUGGUUCAAGAAAUGUGGGCUUUGAUUUGGCUGGGAAGGCAGUAUAUGCUGCUGUUUGGGUUGCUGCCGUGUCAUUGUUCAUGGAGCUGUUAGGUUUCUCCACACAGAGGUGGUUAACUGCUGGUGGUUUGGGCACUGUAUUGCUUACUCUGGCCGGUCGCGAGAUAUUUACAAACUUUCUGUCAAGCAUAAUGAUCCAUGCCACUCGGCCAUUUAUUGUGAACGAGUGGAUUCAAACGAAAAUUGAAGGAUACGAGGUUUCUGGCACAGUAGAGCAUGUAGGAUGGUGGUCACCAACCAUUGUUAGAGGCGAUGACCGUGAGGCAGUUCAUAUUCCUAACCACAAGUUUACUGUAAAUAUUGUGAGAAAUCUGACCCAGAAAUCUCAUUGGCGUAUCAAGAGUUACAUUGCUAUCAGUCACUUGGAUGUUAACAAAAUUAAUAAUAUUGUAGCUGAUAUGCGCAAGGUUUUGUCAAAAAAUCCUCAAGUAGAGCAGCAAAAAUUGCACAGAAGGGUCUUUUUGGAGAAUGUUAAUCUUGAAAAUCAGGCUCUCAUGAUAUUAAUAUCUUGCUUUGUGAAAACUUCUCAUUUUGAAGAGUACCUCUGUGUUAAGGAGGCAAUCCUUUUGGAUCUUCUCAGAGUUGUCAGUCAUCAUCGCGCCAGGCUAGCCACUCCCAUCCGCACAGUUCAGAAAACAUACGGUGAGGCUGACUCGGAAAAUAUACCUUUUGAGGACUCGAUUUUCACCAGAUCUAGAGCUGCAAAUCGUCCAUUCCUACUGAUAGAACCACCAUAUAAAGUUCAUGGUGAAGAUAAAGUUAAACCCUCAACCCGUGCAGCUCGCGCAAAUGAGGAAAAAGAUUCCAGGAUUGAUGAAAUCACGGCAUCUGACACCAAAGGGGAUGAGAAUUCUGGAGCAACAUCUACUUCGUCAGCUGAUGUAAACAACUCCAGGGAUAAAUCCAAGUCAUUUUCCGAAUCACAGACUAAAAGGGAAAAUGCAGAAGAUGAACGAAAGGGAAGUACCGUUCCUGUAUCUAGAAAUCUAUCUCAAAGUAAUGUGCUUGAAUCCUCUCCGGUUGCUACCCAUGAGACCAUUUCGGCUACUUCUUCACAGUCAAAGCAAGAUGAAGAGAAAUCUUCUGUCUUAUCGGUUAGAACUUCCUUGGAAGAGAACAUUCUUCUCGGGGUUGCCUUAGAAGGCUCAAAACGAACACUUCCUAUCGAAGAAGAAAUUACUCCAUCUCCCAUGCCCACCGAUUCACAAGAAUUUGCUGUUCAACGGAACGGUGGUGGACCUCCUGCUAGCAAGGAUAAGAAGGAUGGUCAGUCUUCAUUCCCAACUGAUAAACAAAAUGACUAGAUUAGUAGCUGAAUUAGGCCGGAUUAGAAAUUGAUAUUUCAGUAUAUACCUCCGAUAGAAGUUAAAAAUGAUCCAGCUGUCUUUUUAUAAGUUGGAAUUAUGCAUUGUAUUCUCCCUAAUUAUCCGUGUAUGUACAUAAUUGUCAAUUCAUGGUUUCACAUAAGUUUCAGAAUC